Messenger RNA from Suillus subaureus, 573 nucleotides. RefSeq lists its product as uncharacterized. Bases 1 to 573 code for a protein of 190 amino acids. NCBI's taxonomy places the organism in Eukaryota, Fungi, Basidiomycota, Agaricomycetes, Boletales, Suillaceae. The transcript has 4 exons. The record is from RefSeq and is a predicted model, not a curated record.
AUGUCCCUUGAUCAUGAUACUGAUGGUUAUGAUGCUGAUACAAGCACACCGAAGAUGACACCCUCGGAUGAUAUGCUUCUCAACCCUGCAUACUGGCAAGCACAUCCAGAGAAAAGACAUAUGAUUAGACAGCGACUAUUGCAUCACCCACACACCUUACCUCCCUGGCCUGACGAUCCCAAAAGCACCACCGAACCCAAAGUCAUCACUGCUCCCCCUCGUCCCAAUGACCCAGAUAGUAUCACUGAGUCUGAAAGUGAUCUGCCACCCCCACAAACCACUGCUCCCCCUCAUGUAGACAACCCAGAUAGUAUAACUGAGCCCGAAAUGUCACCAAACCUGAAAGUGACCCACCUGCCGCAAGUUGUCACUGCUCCCCCUCAUAUGGAUGACCUGGACAGCAUCACCGAACCCGAAAGUGACCCACCCAAGCCAAGUAUCACUAUCACUUCCACACCCAAAGCCACUAUCUGGAAGUCUAUAUUCACAGUGCCAAGCCCACCCCCACCUGGAUCAAUUUACUGGAAGUAUGUGACCCAGGAGGAGGAUAAUGCAUGGUAUGACCGAUCAUGA